Messenger RNA from Meyerozyma guilliermondii ATCC 6260, 1944 nucleotides. RefSeq names its product mitogen-activated protein kinase kinase kinase (gene SSK1). Gene Ontology annotation, biological process: osmosensory signaling via phosphorelay pathway. The transcript has a single exon. Gene Ontology annotation, molecular function: phosphorelay response regulator activity; protein kinase activator activity. The coding region runs from base 1 to 1944 and encodes 647 amino acids. NCBI's taxonomy places the organism in Eukaryota, Fungi, Ascomycota, Pichiomycetes, Serinales, Debaryomycetaceae. Gene Ontology annotation, cellular component: Mcs4 RR-MAPKKK complex. The record is from RefSeq and is a predicted model, not a curated record.
AUGAAGUCGAACCGGCCCCCUAGUGGAGCAAUUAAUACCGGACCAUUUUCUCCUAGCAUUUUCUCCAGCAAAAGAUUAUGGGUAAAGCGUCCCAAUGGUUCACCAACUACCAUCUUAGUCCACCAAAACGAUAUAAUUGAUGAUGUCAAACUGAUGAUAAUACAAAAGUAUCCCAACUCCUUGGGGAGAGAAUAUGAUGCUGCUGACUUGAUGAUAAAAAUGGAUGUCCAUGUCAAACUGGGAUUACCGCAACCAACUCCCACUUCAACUAAUCGCCAAAGAUCAUCAUUUUCUUCUCCCGAUAAGCUGACGGCGACCACUCUUGUUACACUUGAGCCUGACCAAAACGUGUGGGCACUUUUCGACAAUUAUUUUCCAAACGGAAUGAGUAUACAUAAUGCAUUCAUCAUUGAAGAGCCAGGAAGAAGCAGAAUGGAUAGCAAACACUCAUUGUCGUCGUUGACGCUACCCACGGCUACCUCGGCGCCAGUGACCACAGCACCAUUGGCACUACAUUCGUCAACUUCCGCCGCUUCUCCAUCGUCGAAUCAACCGGUUUCAGCCUCUGCAAGAACCUCCACCAUGUCCCCUCCUCACGGAUUUCACCUGCCUCGUCCUCAGUACAAUUACCAGCACCACCAGCCGUACGCGGCUCUCAAAGAAAUGUCCAUAUCUCCAUCAAAUGUUUCAGCAAGAUCCCCUUCAACGGUGCACAGACGUUCACAAUCUAAUCCUCCUCAGUCUCCCGUAACCAGUGCUGCUCCACCGGUGUCAAAGAACCCUAAUUCCCAAGCCAUUCUCUUGCUUCCAAAGAACUUUUCGUUGUCUGGAGGUGGUUCUUCAAGCAACCUCAGUGCUCUUAAAGACCAAAAACGACUCUCUCUAGAUGAAGGACGAGUAUCCCGUGCACGAACCAACUCCAUACUGAGCCCCGGCUUGGCUAAUAUAGGAAUAGGAGGCGUGAGUUCGCCGCCUGCUGCCCAGCCAUCUAGCUAUCCGCUCGUUCAAAAAGGACCGAAUAUUCUUCCCAAAAUUUCGACCGAUUCCAACCAAACAACCUUGGCUUCAAGCCUAGAUCUGAAUGUGUCCAGUGCACCGCCGUUGGGCAAAGCAACCUCGCUUCCAGAAAUACCCACCAAGCCCACAGAAGAGAAAAAGGAAAGCUCUUCAGAGAAUGUAGAUACCACCAAUAUUGAACUGGAUCCCGAGUCGAACUCGAGAAAUUCAACAGCAACUGUGCCACCACCGGUCCGUGCUGCGCCUGCUGCACCUAAGAAACGACAGGAGGAUAAAAGUGUUGCAAUGGUACAGAAACUGUGGAAAAAGAACCCCACUGCCAAUGAACGAAUGCUUCCGUCUGUGUCGGUGCUUGUAGUAGAGGAUAAUGCCAUCAACCAGGCAAUUUUAGGAGCGUUUUUACGGCGUCACAAGAUUCGAUAUCAAAUUGCAAAAAAUGGACAAGAAGCAGUCGACAAGUGGAGCAAGGGUGGAUUCCAUCUUGUGUUGAUGGAUAUUCAAUUGCCCGUGAUUUCUGGUAUUGAAGCCACGAAGGAGAUCCGCAGGCUAGAAAAGAUAAACCGAAUCGGAGUGUUUGCAGAAGACGAAACCGGACAAGCUAAAUCGGCCGAGCUUGAAGAAGUUGCUCCGGAAGAGAGAUUGGAUCUCAACAUUUUCCGAUCACCAGUUAUCAUUGUGGCACUAACUGCCUCGUCGAACUCUUCUGUCGACAAAACCAACGCUUUGAGAGCAGGGUGUAAUGAUUAUUUGACCAAACCAGUUAAUUUGGUAUGGUUGCAAAAUAAGAUUACCGAAUGGGGUUGUAUGCAAGCGUUGAUUGACUUUGAAGGAUGGAAAACAAAACGAAGCGACGAGGGGUUCAACGCCAUUAAAGGCAAGGCGAAGGGGGUGAUUCUACCAUCCGGGAAACUGGUGGUGUCUGCUUAG